UUGUACUAUAAAUAUUUAUCAUCAUUAUAUUAUUUCUCAUGUGCAAAUAAAAACAUCACAAACAAAACUUUGCUCAAGCUAGCUCACAUUCUUUUUUCCAAUGGAAGAGUCCUGGGAAAAUUUUCAUCUUGACACGGAAUUGGAUUGUGGUGAUGAUUAUUUCAUAGGGGACGAUUUUCUUCAAGAUAUUUUGUUACAAACACCACCACAAAGUUUAAUGUAUUCAGAAAGUGAAAACAAUUCUGUUACUGUUAACGUUAACGGUGGUGUUGAGUUUGUUGGGAACAUGAUCAAAAGUAACAGUUCAAACUCAAUCGUGUCUCAACAACAUCAACCACAAGAACAAGAACAAGAACAUGGUUUGAAAUCGAAAAAGGUUCCUCGGAGAAGUUCUUCUCCAAAGACAUAUAUUUUGUCUUUUGAUAAUUCAACUAUGAUACCAGCUACACCUAAUUAUAAGAAUAAACGUAGCCAUGAAAGUAAUCAAAAGAGUGAAAUGAAAAUAAAUCAACAAAAUGGAGUGAAGAGAGGUAGAAGCAGUUCACAGUGUAUUGAUCAUAUAAUGGCAGAGAGAAAACGAAGACAGGAGUUGUCUGAGAAAUUCAUUGCACUUUCAGCCACUAUUCCCGGCUUGAGCAAGACAGACAAGGCUUCAAUACUUCGAGAAGCAAUUGAUUAUGUGAAACAACUUAAAGAACGUGUUGAUGAGCUCGAGAAACAAGACAAAAAUGUUGGUGUCACGCCGGUGAUGGUUCUCCGGAAACCUUAUUCAUGUGGAAACAAUAAUUACAAUGAAGACACGAAUUCGAGUGAAACAAGUUGUGAUGGUGAUUGUAAGAACAAUAUCCUUCCAGAGAUUGAAGCAAAAGUCAUUGGAAAGGAAGUGCUUAUUGAAAUCCAUUGUGAGAAACAAAAUGGAAUUGAACUCAAAUUAUUUAACCAUAUUGAAAAUCUUCAACUCUUUGUCACUGGUAGCAGUGUCUUGCCUUUUGGGAAAUCUGCUAUUUCCAUCACUAUUAUUGCUCAGAUGGGUGGUGGGUACAAAGUGACAGUGAAUGAUCUAGUGAAAAGCAUUAGGAAAGUGCUAUUGAAAUAAGAUGUGAAAGUGAUCCGUACUAGUGUAUCAAAAAAAAAAUAUUAGAACAAAGUUCUAUUGUGUGGAAUUGCAAGUUUUUAAUUCUAUGCUCUUUUUAGGUUUUUA
Messenger RNA from Medicago truncatula (barrel medic), 1201 nucleotides. RefSeq names its product transcription factor bHLH18. The record is from RefSeq and is a predicted model, not a curated record. NCBI's taxonomy places the organism in Eukaryota, Viridiplantae, Streptophyta, Magnoliopsida, Fabales, Fabaceae. Gene Ontology annotation, molecular function: protein dimerization activity. The transcript is spliced from 4 exons. The coding region runs from base 101 to 1096 and encodes 331 amino acids.